AUGGCUGGUAUUUAUAACAGCGUUAAAACUUUUAUUACGACUCUUAAUCUUUUCGAAUCUUACCCUCGAUCGACUGAUACAUUCGAUAUUACGAAUGAACGCAUUUCUACCUGGAUAUUUCUUGUUCUUUAUACUCUGAGUAUUGCAGUUCUAGGCACUUACACUUCGGUGAUCAUUGUUGAAAAAAGUGAAAUUGUAGAAAGCCCAUGUCUAUCCAAAUAUCAAUCAUUACAGAGCAAAUAUGGCAACUCCUCUGUAACCUGUUUCUGCACAACAGUAUCAGUUCCUUACCAAACAUUUCUUAGGAUUGAGCCAAUUUUUCAUUCGUUGUGUUCUAGCCAGUUUGUAUCAUCAGAAUGGAUUGAUUAUCUGAUAAAUGCAUCACAAUUUUCGUCACCGAAACAUGAUUUUCGACAAAUUGGUCCACGUAUCUUUCAAUUUUUAUCGGGUUUUUGUCAACUAGCCAAAGAUGAAAUGACAAGUAAUUCUCUUCCCAAAUUUUAUUCACAAAAAUUCAUUUCAGCUUUGGUGGAAUCUGAAGAUGUUUUCAAAGUAAAGGCGUAUGAAAUGAUCAAUGCUUUUAAAUCAGCAGCAGCGAAAGAACUUGCCAGUACAUUCGAUAUAAUUCUUUUGACAACAAGCACAAAUAAAUUAAUAUCUAAUAUCUAUACUAGUGCCUACAGUAAACGACGUCGAGCAAAACAAAAACUAGUCCCAAUAGUACCAAUGGAAUAUUCAAAAAAUUGUUCAUGUCAUAUGUCAUACCAUUGUUCACAAAAUAUGACUCUCAAAAAUGGUUCUAAUGGCGAUGAAUUUCAAGUAACUGGUCUUCAAAUUGGCUGUUACGUCGUUCAAGCAUUAUUACAAUCAAAUCUUCAAUGUUUCUAUAAUUCAACAUGUAUCAAUCAAAUUCAAUCGAUAUUGAAUUAUUCUACAACUAUCAACAUUACUGCUUUAAAUCAUUCAUCUAGUUUUCAGUCUAAUUCAACUAUUCAACACUUAAUUGAACAGUCAAUGAUUGAUCAAUGGUUUGAAAAUGUUUCCUAUAAGUUUUAUUAUGAAAAAUGUCAACCAUCUCAUUGUAUUCUUACUUACAGUGGUCGAAAUGACCUUAUUUAUAUAGUGACAUAUCUUUUUGGUAUAAUUGGAGGUCUCGCAAUGGUAUUAAUGAUUAUCAUCCCACCAAUCGUCAAAUUUAUCAGACGGAAACAACGACCAGUAACAAAUGUUCAAAUUCACCAUGACACCAUUGCACGUGAUAUUAGUAUUGGUGAACGACUUGGUCAUCUAAAGAAGCAACUGAUCGAUGCAUUAAUAAAGUUUAAUAUUAUUCGGAGUUAUCCGCCAGCAGUUUCUCAGUAUGAUAUAACUUCUUUGGUGACUGUGACACGAUCUGUAAGAGUACUUUCACCAUCUCUUUCACUCUAUCUGAAAUUGUAUGAGAAGUAUCCAGAGACUUUAUCUUGUCCAUGUACAUCACUUUUGAUUAAUUAUGGUGAAUUUCUUUCUCUGAAUUUUGAAUUACAUCCAGUUUGUCGGAGUGAUUUUGUGUCUGAGAAAUGGACUAAUCCUUUAAUAAAUGUGUCUUCUGAAAUGAAUGAAGCCUAUCAAUACCUUCAAUCAUUUGCAUACUGGGGUCCACUCUUUUUUCGUUUAUUAUCCGAUUUAUGUCAAUUAUCAGAGAAAACGAUCUAUCACAAUUUAGCUUUGUUUAAUUCGACAUCAUUUAUAACGGUUUAUUUAUUACCAAACAACACAUUUUAUCGUUCCAGUGAAAUGUUUAUCGAUUUGUUUGAACAAAAUCUGAUUCAAUCGCUUAAUCAAUCAAUGUCAUUGAUUCGCAUAACAAGUCUAGGAAAUGGACAUGUAUCUCCUAUAGCAUUACGAGGUGGUAUUGUUCCAGUUGAAAAUCCAUCGUUUGAAGAUUAUAAUCAGUUGGUGGCUGAAUACGAUUCAGUUGAAUGUUCAUGUUCAAGUAUUUCUAUUCCAUAUGGACAAUUUAUUGAAAUCAACACUGAAUAUCAUCAGAUAUGUUACAGUGCUUUUGUCGAACAAAGAUGGAUAGAAUAUUUCUCUGAUGCAAUGUAUUGGGCGUGGUAUCUUCACCUUAAUGAACGUGUUCCAUAUAGAUCCAAUCUAGCUUUUCAUACAGCUGGUGGAAGGUCACUUGCUGUCUUUUCCGCAUUGUGUCAAUAUAUUAAUGAAACUAUAUGGAAUAGUCGGAAUAUAUUCUAUAAUUCAAGAUAUAUUUCCACGUUUAUAAUAAGUGAAAGAUUAUUUCGUUUGGAAAUCAAUGCGACAAUAGACCAGUUUAUUCAAGAUACACUCAAUUCGUUCGUCAAUACUCUCAAAUUGAUUGAGAUAAGUAGCAGAGCAAAUGCGUUGCAAACAGUUGAGAGAACUGAUUCAUAUGUGAUGUUUAUGGCUAAUCAUUUAGAAGGAACCUCUGUCUAUCAAACAUAUGGAAAUAAGAAUUGUUCAUGUGAAUAUCCAACAAGUGAUUGUUAUCAAGAAGCACAAUUUUUUCGUUAUCAUACGCGUAACUAUUCAACGACCUAUCAAUUUUCUUCGACUGGUUUCUAUACAGGAUGUUACAUUAUGGAAUCAUUGCGUCAUUCAACAUUAGAAUUCUUCUAUAAUCAAACGAAUGUCGAUAAGUUACCUGAUGCUAUAACUGUAGCAGGUUUUCCGCUUUACCCUGAUGAAGUAAAACAUUUGGCGAUUUUAAAUGUAUCAUUAAAUAAUCCAAAGGAGAUCGUUGGUCAAAUACUGGAUCGUAUGCUAGUAGAACGAUGGAAUCGAUCAGUCUCCUAUCAAUCAUAUUUUGAAGAGUGUAACUCUACCGAAUGUAGGUACACAACCAAUAAACGCAACGCACAUAUCUACGUCGUUACAACGAUCUUCGGAUUGAGCGGUGGUAUUCUUACUAUUUUGAGAAUGAUUAUUCCGUUUUUAGUCAGACUUAUUAGAAAUACAGUUCAGCCUUGGCUUAGACGAAUAUUCCGGAGAACUGUACAACCAAUUGACACAUAG
Messenger RNA from Adineta steineri, 3033 nucleotides. The record is from the annotation of a GenBank genome assembly. NCBI's taxonomy places the organism in Eukaryota, Metazoa, Rotifera, Eurotatoria, Adinetida, Adinetidae.